Messenger RNA from Erigeron canadensis, 774 nucleotides. RefSeq lists its product as uncharacterized. The transcript has a single exon. Lineage: Eukaryota; Viridiplantae; Streptophyta; Magnoliopsida; Asterales; Asteraceae. The record is from RefSeq and is a predicted model, not a curated record. Bases 103 to 606 code for a protein of 167 amino acids.
AACUCAAUAAGUACAUAAACACCUAAACACACACUCAAAAAAGCAAGAUCUACUCAAAAUAAUUAUAUAUAUAUAAAAAAAAUAUUAUAAAUACAUCAUACAAUGGAAAACGUAAAAAGACCAUUAGCAAUGGGAAGUUGCAAGAAACAUCCGAAACACCAACAAUCUUCGGGCGUUUGUUCGUUGUGCUUAAGAGAAAGAUUAUCAAACAUAUCGAGUUCUUCAUCGUCUCAAGCAGAUUCAAAGGUUUCCUCGUCGUCUUCUUCAUCGUCCAUCUCUUAUGUAUCUUCGGUUUCCUCGUCUCUUUGCUCAUCCAACGUUGCCUCUUACUUAGCAUCUCCCAUGCAUGAUGAUUGUCUAAAUUCACGUAGACCUUGUGAUGUUGAAGGAAAAGGAUACUUUUCUUUCUUGAGAAAGAGUAGGUCAAUGGCUAUUAUAAGUGAAAAGAUUGUAGAAAAUGAUGGAAAAAAGAAGAAAGGAGAUGGAUUUUGGUCAAAGUUGAUAGGGUUCAAGAGAAGUAGUUUGUCUAAGGGAUCAAUUGGAAAGGGUUCUUCAAGACUCAUGCAUUCAAGAACUAUGAAAGAAAUGUUGACUACAAGAGUUUGACUUCUUUAUUUUUUUCAUUUAAAAUAUUAUUUGCGUAGGUUAUAGAUAUAGAUGGUUCAAAAGUAUUAUAGAAACAAACGAUUAUUUUAGGGCCCAAAAAAUAUAAGGUAUCAAUAUUUUGUAUACUAAACUUAAUAUUUUAACUUUAGAUUAAGUACCAUUAUAUAA